GCCGCGGCGGCCGCGGUCGCGGGAUGGCGGCGCGCGGCCCCCUGCAGCUCGCGAUGCAGGCGCGCGUGGAGCAGAAGCAGAGGGCGCUGGCCUCCGAGCUGCAGGGGGCGCGGGAUGAGCUCCGGGCCGCGCGCGGGGAGCUGCGGCUCCGCGACGACGACCUCGCGGCCGCGCGGGCCGAGCUGGAGCGGCGCGGGGGCGAGCUGCAGGCCGCCGCGGCAGCGGCGGCCGCCCAGGGGGCCGCCCAGGCGCGCCUGCGCGAGGAGCUGCGGGAGAGGGAGGUGGCGCUGAGCGAGGCCCAGGGGCUGCGGACGCGGCUGCAGGCGGCGCUCUUCGACGCCGAGCGCGCCCACGAGGAGAGCGGGGCCCUGCGGGGGCAGCUGGAGCGCCUGGGCCGGGAGCGGGACGCGGCCCGGGAGGAGCACGGCGCGGCGCUCCAGGCUCGGGAGCUGGAGCUGGCGCGGCUCCGCGAGGAGCUGCAGGGCCAGCGUGGUGCUGGGCCGGAGCUGGAGCGGCUGCGCGCAGAGCUGGAGCUGAAGGUGCUGCGCCUGGGGCCCGUGGAGGCGGAGCGGGGCGCGAAGGCAGCCCUGGAGUGUGCAGCGCCGGCGCUCGAGGAGGACGUGGCGGAGGAGGCGAAGCCCGCGGCGCUGCCGAAGAGCAAGAGGACGACAUCCAGAGGCGCAGGCCGGCGGUACAACCCGCUCACGGCGUGGAAGAGCAGCGCCCCCUGCGGCGGGAGCCGGGCCACGAGCGCGAGCGCCAAGCUGCGGCGGAGGAGUAAGCGCGGCCGCAAGGGCAAGGCCGGCGCAGACGCUGAGGACGAGGGCGAGGGGGCCGACGCCCUCUCGCGCUGCUCGGGUGGAGGGUGGGCUGCUGCCGAGGGCGGUGGCGCCGCAGAAGACGGCGCCGCCGAGCUGGAGAGCCUGGCUGGUGGCGCUGCCGCGAACAGCGCCGUGGCCCUCGCGGGUCCUGUGGUGGCGUCGCCGCAGGGGCCGCCGUCCCCUGCACCCAUCCUGCCUCCCGCCAUUUAGGUGGAGACCCUCCAGGCCGCGGCUUUGCCCGAGAGGAUCUCUGCUCCUUGCACGCCCUCGCUCUCCUGCUUUGCACGCCCCUAUCUCUGAGUCUGUCCCCCCUCGUGCGCUGGCGGUUGCCACCCGUCAAGUGGGAGGCUGGCCCGGGAAUCGUGCCAGCCUUGCACGCAAAGCAGCCCUCGGGGUCGAACGAGAGAUGCCCUUAGAACUCGGGACGUGCACAGAGGAAAGAAGCCUUCUAUCCAGCUGCCUGCGGCAAGUCCCGCCUCCGUGCCAGCCCAGCACUCUGGUUGGCGACUGUUCGAGAAGCGCACGGGAAGCC
Molecule: messenger RNA, 1353 nt
Organism: Prorocentrum cordatum
Lineage: Eukaryota; Dinophyceae; Prorocentrales; Prorocentraceae
Source: the annotation of a GenBank genome assembly